Molecule: messenger RNA, 2291 nt
Organism: Miniopterus natalensis
Lineage: Eukaryota; Metazoa; Chordata; Mammalia; Chiroptera; Miniopteridae
Gene: RBM7
Product: RNA binding motif protein 7
Biological process (GO): regulation of alternative mRNA splicing, via spliceosome
Cellular component (GO): nucleus
Molecular function (GO): single-stranded RNA binding
Source: RefSeq, a predicted model, not a curated record
GUGAGGCGUUCGCGGUGGAGAUUCGGGUCCUGACGGGCCGUGGUACACGUAGGGUCCCUCCUGAGCAUGUUUCUGUUUGUUUAAAGGGACCAUUCAUUACAGUCGACACACAACAAUGUAUUAGUUCCAGGUGCACGACAUGGGGAGUGUUUUUCCUCUUCCUCCUUUUCUCUUCCUCCCCUCAGGACACUCUGGUCUGUCUGACAGACUGCAUUUCAAUUUCCUUGUCAGAAUUUCUUUUCCUCUUAGUUUCUUAUAAAAUCGCAUCAUUGAGAUAUUUAAGAUCGAGUCAUAAAUACUCCGCAGAAAAGUAGCGUCGUUGUGUUUCUGUAUUGAAAUCUGUAUCAAAAUGUGUUUAAAAAGUUCCAAGUAUCCUGUCGGCUCCAGUUCCGUCUUCCAGCCACUGGCAGCUUUGAUGGAUCCGGACAAAAGCUGGGCCAGUAAUAAAAGUGAAAAUUCCGAAAGAUAAGGAUGGUAAACCAAAGCAGUUUGCAUUUGUGAAUUUCAAACACGAGGUGUCUGUUCCUUACGCAAUGAACCUGCUUAAUGGAAUCAAACUUUUUGGAAGGCCCAUCAAAAUUCAGUUUAGAUCAGGAAGUAGCCAUGCCUCACAGGAUGUUAGUGUGCCAUAUUCCCAGCAUCAUGUUGGAAACUUAAGCCCUACCUCUACAUCUCCUAGCAGAUAUGAAAGGACUGUGGAUAACAUGACACCAUCACCACAGAUAAUUCAGAGAUCUUUCUCUUCUCCAGAAAAUUUUCAGAGACAAGCAGUGAUGAACAGUGUUUUGAGACAGAUGUCAUAUGGUGGGAAAUUUGGUUCUCCACAUCAUGAUCAAUCAGGAUUUUCCCCAUCAGUUCAGUCACAUAAUCAUAGUUAUAAUCAAUCUUCAAGCUCCCAGUGGCGUCAAGAUACACCGUCAUCACAGCGUAAAGUGAGACAGACUUCUCAUCCCUAUACAGCAGACCGACACUAUAGCCGCGAACAGCGUUACUCAGAUCAUGGGUCUGACCAUCAUUACAGAGGAAACAGAGAUGAUUUCUUCUAUGAAGAUAGGAAUCACGAUGGCUGGAGCCAUGACCACGAUAACAGAAGAGACAGUAGUAGAGCUGGAAAGUGGCAUUCAUCUCGAAACUAACAAGUGUUCAAAGGACAUUGUUUUUAUAGGGUCAUUCUAGGCUCCUUUGAUUAAGUUGAUCUGGGAAUGUUUUGUUAAAACUGUACAGAGCAGUUUUACAAGUUGCCACGUUUCUUUAUAAAAUUUUUAAAAUCUAUAGGUAUAGUCUAAUACAGAAAUGAGAAUUGUGGUUCUAAUUUUUACAUUAAUAACCUUUCACCUCAGGGCUUCAUGAAGAGGAAAGGGUUUUAUGCAAAAGAAAGUGUCACAAUUCCUAAUCGUUUUUACAAAUUGAGGAAGGGAUGUAUUAUAUGGAUUGGUUGUAUUAUAAAGCAGAUAUUUUAAUGAUCUGUUAUCUAUUGUAUUGCAAGAACCUGGUUAUUAAGAAAACAACCUGCUUAUUAGUGAGUCACAUUUUGUGUAUAUAAUAGAAAACACUCAAGUUGGUAGUCUAAAGUAGUAUUUUGUUAAUGAGAAAAUGUAAUUUCAUUGAUUCAUUUUACUAACAUUUGAGAAAACUUACUGGUGAAGAUUGGGAAUAAAUCAUACUGUUUAACUACUUAGAGAACGUGAGUGUAAAUUCUGUGACAUGUGCUUUGAGUUUUACCCUAGUUGGACAUCAAGUGUAAAUAUACAAAAUCUACAUUUGCUAUUUCAUUCUAAAAUGUUAGAAUUUUCUCAUUAAAUCAUGUUUGACUGAAUAACUGGUCACUCAGGAAGUUAAUAUCUCUAAAUGUAUAUUUUUUAUAUUAAAAAUAGUGUUAGUGUAAGUCCCCCCCUUUUCAAGAAGAACAAAAAUGCAAAUGCACAGAUAUAAUAGUAAAAUGGUUUACUGAAAGUAUACUUGCCUGGGGAAGGUUCACAAGCCUUUAAGUGCUGCCUCUAUUACUCAAACUUUAAAAAUACUCAAUUUUCAGAGUGCCCAGGGCAUGUGUGCAAGGACACAUUUUAUUAUGGGAUUGUCUUUUUGUUUAAAAAUUUGGAGAGUUAAGUCUUAAACAUUUUCCGAUUUAAAAAUUUUUAAAUCUUGUUUAAUAAAACUUUUUAUGUAUCGAGAUGUUUUCCUUUCAUUGUAGAACUUGUUUAUAUAAAUUCAUUCCUCGAUAUAUUUAGAACCUUUUUAAUAACUACAGCAUUUGUACUAUGUUACUUUUUAAUAUAUUGAAAACAUAAAAA